AUGCUUAUAAUCUUACAGGAAAAAUCGGAAUUUAAUAUAACUUUUCAGAGUAUUCAAACUUUUAUAAAGCAAAUUAUAAUAAUGGUAUACUCUAAGUAUUAACAAUAAAUUAUAAACGAUUAAUGUAAUAAUAUUCUUAUUAAUCAUUUUAUUUUUGGAUAUUUGACAAUAAAAUUUAUUUGGAUUAAAUAUUUAAUUCAAGUAACCUUUGCAAUAAUUCAUAUUUGGAAUUUGUUUAUCUCAGCAUGUCUACAAAUUACACAACUUAACCUUGUUAAAUAUUUGGAUUUACAUCCUUAUAAAACAAUGGUAUAUAUAACCCCAUAUUUUAAUACAGGUAUUUCUACAUAAAUUAGUAAAUAAUUUGGUUUUUAAUCCAACUAAUAUGCUUAAAUUUUAACAUCUUUUUUUCAAUUAAAACCUGAAAUUUACAUCAAACUUUACACCUAUACUUCAAAUUUUUAUCUGAUAUACAAUAGUAUUAAAAAAUUCAAAACUUAUAGCCAAAGAUUUUGUAGUUGA
Molecule: messenger RNA, 522 nt
Organism: Paramecium pentaurelia
Lineage: Eukaryota; Ciliophora; Oligohymenophorea; Peniculida; Parameciidae
Source: the annotation of a GenBank genome assembly